Molecule: messenger RNA, 2485 nt
Organism: Oldenlandia corymbosa var. corymbosa
Lineage: Eukaryota; Viridiplantae; Streptophyta; Magnoliopsida; Gentianales; Rubiaceae
Source: the annotation of a GenBank genome assembly
AACAAGACUAAUUUGGCGGCUACUAAAAUUACCACUCCAUAUCUCCCCAAGUCGGCUGGUCUGAUUACUCCACACACGUCUCUGACUCUGCCUCUCUAAUUAAUCAUCUUAAUUUGUUUAUAUAUAUAUAAGUUCAAUUUCUCAUUCUUUUUAGUUCUUUCUUCUAUUUAGUAAAUUACUUUAUAGCCGUCAUUCUUCCCCCAAUAUCCCUCCUCCUCCUCCUCCUCCUCCUCUCUGGGUCGGCUUAUACUGAAGAAGUAGUAAUAGUAUUCCUCUCUUUCUCCUUUUGCAUGGAUCAGCAGCAACCCGAAAAUCCCCAUUCUUCAAUCUCCAUUCCUCUCCUAAUUGGAGAAGAUCAUCUUAAUUAUCAUCAUCAUCCGCCCCCAAAAUUGGAGGGCCAUGAUGUUGUGGAGGGCUCUACUUCUUUUUACAGAACUUGUUUUAAUGGACUCAAUGCUCUAUCAGGUAAAGCUGCUCUGCAUUUUUAAUUUCACCCUCAUACUUCACCCCUGUGAAUGGACAUUUAAGUAAAGAGGGUCGAUCUUUUUCACAAUUUUUCUUGAGCUUAUCCUCUCUGGAUUCAAAUAUUUCCAUGUUCCCCCAUUUCUAUCUUUAGUUUGCCGCUCUGGGGAAAAGAUUGCUUUUUGAUAAUUUAAUUCCAUGGUAGUGGAAAAUUUGGUACUGAUUUCUUUUGAUUGUGGGAAAACCCGAAGCUUUCUAGUUCUUGUUUAAUGCUUUAAUUAGUCGGUUUAUCACCGAAACGAAAUAAAGAUUGGUUUUUUGAAACUUUUUCUGGGCUUAUCUUUGAUUAGGUUCAAGUUGUCUUGAAGUGUACAAUUCCACUAGAUUUCUGGACUUAUAACUGUUUAGCUGCAUGCUCCCAUGCUUUAUUUCAGUCUGCUUUGUUCUUCCUUCUUUUUUGUCAUGGAAGAUGUGGCAAGCUGUUUCAGUCUGCAAUUAAUUACAAGCAAUGUGUUAUGGAAUGAUUUAGUUGAAUUAGAUAAAUAUAAUUGAUAUUUGCCUGUUCUUUUCCAGGGGUGGGGAUACUUUCAGUACCAUAUGCACUAUCAACAGGAGGAUGGUUCAGCUUGAUACUUUUAUUGGUUAUUGCAUCUUGUGCCUUCUAUACUGGAUUGCUUAUUCAGAGAUGUAUGGAUAUGGAUUCCAGCAUAAGAAGCUAUCCCGACAUUGGCGAGCGCGCUUUUGGGACAAAGGGAAGAACACUUGUGUCCGUUCUCAUGAACACUGAACUGUACAUGGUGGCCACAGGUUUCUUGAUUCUAGAAGGUGACAAUUUAUACAAUCUGUUCCCAGGGGUAUCAUUUCAGAUUGGUGAUUAUACUGUAGGAGGAAGAGAGAGCUUUGUUGUCAUUGUUAGUCUCAUUAUAUUGCCAACUGUUUGGUUGAACAAUAUGAGCAUCCUUUCCAUCAUUUCUGCUGGUGGUGUUUUGGCUUCUGUUGCUCUGCUUUGCUCAAUCUUCUGGACUGGAGCAUUUGAUGGAAUCGGAUUUCAUGAGAAGGGAACUUUUGUAAAUUGGAGAGGUAUCCCCACUGCCGUAAGCCUGUAUUCGUUCUGCUAUUGUGCUCAUCCAGUUUUUCCCACUUUGUACACUUCCAUGAGAAACCGAAAGCAGUUCUCCAAGGUGAUGAUUGUGUGCUUUGUCCUCUGCACUGUAACCUAUGCUUUGAUGGCAGUCUUAGGAUACUUGAUGUUUGGGUCAAACGUGAUGUCUCAGAUAACAUUGAACCUUCCGGUCAAUAAAAUUAGUUCCAAAGUGGCGAUAUACACAACACUGGUGAAUCCAAUAGCCAAAUACGCGUUGAUGGUAACGCCAAUCGUGAAUGCUAUUGAGAACAGAUUGCUCUCCAACUGCCAUAAGAGGUCAUUUAGCCUCUGCAUUCGAUCCAGUUUGGUCGUCAGCACUGUUAUUGUUGCCCUGGUCGUGCCCUUUUUCGGGUACCUCAUGUCACUUGUUGGAGCAUUUCUCAGUGUGUCAGCCUCCAUAGUACUUCCGUGUGUAUGUUUCUUGAAGAUUUCUGGAAUUUACCGAAGAUUCGGUUUUGAGCAGCUGAUCAUAGCCGGAAUCGUGUUAGCAGGCACCAUUAUCAUGAUAAUCGGGACCUACACUUCUGUGAUGGAAAUUGUAAGACAUUUCUAUUUUUUAAACUUUUCAGGACCAAAUCCAUGGUUAGCAAAACAUGUGUAACUUAGAUGAAGCUGUUACAAAUAAGUUUAUCUUGGAAAUGUCUGUCAAGUAGUGGUCCGUUUGACCACAUCGAUUUCAUAGUAUACUUAGUUGCAGUCGAAUUCGUCGGAUGAUUUCGCUGAACAUGCACAGGUGACUGGAGAACAAGAUAGGUAUUGUAUUACUCAGCUAACACAUUCCGUGUGGGGAAGAUAUAUUGUUGCUUUUUUUUGUCUUGAGGAAAUGAAACAGAUAACUAUAGGUGAUGUGUUUUUGCCUUGAGGAAAUCGCACAGGUGG